AUGAUUAACCAAGCGGAUUUUAUAAAAUACAAACAAAAAAUAUUAUAUUAAGAUUAAAAAUAUAUUAAGUUUCUACCAUAUACAGAUUCAAAUCUAACAUCAAACUAGAAGUAUGAUUUAAUUACAUAUUUUAGACUUUCCUUUAUCACGAAUUCUAUUUUGCUGUUGGAAAUUAUACGUAAAUAUUAAUUUACUAUAAUUAGUGAUGCCAGUGCAGGAUGGAGAACGGUUUAAGUUGAAUUUACUUCAGGAUAUUGUCGUAGAUGUUGUUAAUUAUUUGAUGUAUGGAUUAAUAUAAUUAUACUCCAUGCUCAAAACCACAUCAGAAAUUAACUGGUAGUUAAUGUUAUGUUUACGAUGA
Messenger RNA from Paramecium sonneborni, 361 nucleotides. Lineage: Eukaryota; Ciliophora; Oligohymenophorea; Peniculida; Parameciidae. The record is from the annotation of a GenBank genome assembly.